This is a messenger RNA of Phytophthora infestans T30-4, 859 nucleotides long. RefSeq lists its product as uncharacterized. The coding region runs from base 275 to 859 and encodes 194 amino acids. The transcript has 3 exons. NCBI's taxonomy places the organism in Eukaryota, Oomycota, Peronosporomycetes, Peronosporales, Peronosporaceae. The record is from RefSeq and is a predicted model, not a curated record.
ACCUUACAGACAUCGACGUAAUUCCCGAUGGGUCACAUCUGGGCGGGCAUGGCUGGCUUUGAACUGCCUUUACAGGUGUUCUCUUUGCUCAUAGACCUAUCUGCGCUGGAAGUGGCUGGUCGAAGCAUUCUAUAGGAGGUCGACCACCAUGACGGCCAACACUGCUGAUGCUGGGAGACCUGCUAGCACACUGCGACGAGUACAGGAAAUCGACGACGGUGCCAACGACAACGACAACGUAGGCGCUGGCUCGGGUUCGCUCACAACAAUGGACAUGUCAUUUCUCUCGAACGUGACCAUCGAUGACAGCGGUGUAGGCCAUGUUAAGGUGAACAACAGCAUGGACUGGUCGGAGAUUCUUUCCAACGACAGUACUGUGCGGAUUAUCUACGAAGGGUCUGGGUCUAGUGAGCAAGUUCUGAUCAUCCCCGUCAAGGACAAUGCGUCGAGCUAUGUAGAUAGCGUGGGAGUCAUAGGUACAGGUUCAAGCUCGACCAUCCUUGUAAUCGUGGGCUCCGUUUUGGCCAUCGUUGCCAUUGCGGCAAUAACGGCUGUGGUAUUGUACGGCCGGAGGAAUCGCCGACGAGCAUUCUCGGAAGACCCUGACGAACCUUUUAUCGUGGGCUCGCUGCCUCAUCAGCCAGCUCCACAGCUCAGCAUGUUGGACGCGGACAUCACGCCGGACUUGUGGGUCGAGGGUCAGUACCGGUACUCGCCUAACAUGAGCGGGCUGGAGAACUCUCUUAGUGGCACCGCCAUUCUGUCGGAUAACAACACGACUUCGCUAGACCACCGACUUACCGUCGACGCCUACCCGUUCGGCCCCAACACUAAACGAGGACGUCGAAGACUCCGUUGA